AUGGAGAUCAAAGUCGGCAGCCCUAUUAGGAUUGAAGAUGCAUUUUACGUACCUGAAGAAUUGUAUCGUCAGUACAAAGAGAUGAAUAUAUCGAGUAUAUUUUCCUGGCAAGCGGAAUGCCUUAGCUUGCCUGGUGUGCUUGAUGGUUGUAGGAAUUUAGUCUAUUCAGCUCCUACAAGUGCUGGAAAAACUUUGGUUGCCGAAAUUAUUGUAUUAAAGCGCAUUUUAGAAUCUACACUUAAAGCGUUCAUCAUUCUACCGUAUGUUUCUGUUUCAAGAGAGAAAAUGAUGUAUCUACAGAAACUUUUUAACAGUUUAGGCAUUCGAGUUGGAGGUUAUAUGGCUGGUCAUAGCCCACCUGGGGGGUUAUCUGCUAUCAAUGUUGCUGUCUGUACAAUUGAGAAAGCUAAUAGUUUAGUUAACAGAUUAAUUGAAGAAGAACGUCUGAAUGAAUUAGGUAUUGUUGUCGUCGAUGAACUUCAUCUUAUUGGUGAUACUCAUCGUGGCUACUUAUUAGAGUUGUUGUUAACAAAAUUACUUUUUUAUUCACGUCGUGUAUUAAAUUCAAAACCUAAAAAUGAAAUUGGAAUUCUGGAAAGCUCCCAAAAUUUGUUAAAUGAUUCAUUAAACAAAUGUGAUUCUAAAACUUAUGGUAUCCAAAUUAUUGGUAUGAGUGCUACAUUGCCAAAUCUGGAAUCACUUGGACACUGGUUAAAUGCGGAAGUUUAUAUUACAAAUUUUCGUCCUGUACCACUUAGUGAAUUCAUAUUGUCCUGUGAACUGCGUUCGAAAACAAACCAGUAUUAUAAAGUAGUCAAGUCUGAUAGCACGGAUGACAGUUCUACUCAAAAAAAGUUUUCGGAAUGUUUGAAGCCUGCUGAUAACUUACCUUUGGAUCCACAGUUAACGUCCGAUAUGGAAUUAAACUCGGUCGAUGAAGAUGGUGUGUUAGCUUUAUGCCUUGACACGUUUUUAAAUGGACAUGGCGUGUUAGUGUUUUGUCCAACCAAACAAUGGUGUGAACAGUUAGCUGAUACAAUGGCACGUCAAAUUUUCAUCCUCACACAGCCCUACUUCUUAGCGUUACAUCAAAACAACCAUAAUUCAUCUGAGGCAACUAUCGGAGAUUUAAAUGAAAAAAAUUCAAAUGAUCAUUUAUUAAAGUCAAACAUUGGAACGCGUUUGGCAUUACAGCUGGAUCGAGUUGGUCUUGCCACUUGUGUAGAUCAAUUAAAACGAUGCCCGGCUGGUCUUGAUACAGUUCUAGCCAGAUGUUUGGGCUAUGGUGUGGCUUUUCAUCAUGCAGGUCUUACAGUUGAAGAACGUGAGAUUAUUGAAUUUGGAUUUCGAAAAGGUCUUAUUCGUAUUUUAGUUGCCACAUCGACAUUAAGCUCUGGUGUAAAUUUGCCCGCUCGUCGUGUUAUCAUCCGAACACCGCUAUUUCAUGGAAAGAUUUUAGAUUUCCUUACUUACAAACAAAUGUCUGGUCGAGCAGGUCGUCAAGGUGUAGAUACUAGUGGUCAAAGUAUUUUAUUAUGUAAACCAAAAGAUCUUGGACGUGUUCGUCAACUGAUAAUGAACGGCAUGCCACCAGUGAAUUCAUGUUUGAUGGGUCAUGGAGGCAGCCUUGAAUCUAGUUUAAAACGUGCUUUGCUAGAGGUUAUCGUAAAUGGAUUUGUAGAAACAUUAGCUGACGCAUUAAUUUACUUGUCUAGUACAUUAUUGGCAACAACUAUCACAUGUGAGAAAUUAAAUGAAUUCAAUAUUUCUCAAUCAACUUCCAAAAGAGAAAAUCGACGACGUUCUCUUCGUUUGUCCCAACCUAAAAUUGACUUAGAACAAGGAAUAAGUAAUGUCAGUGGUAAUGACAGUGACGAUCGAUUUACGAUUCAGAUGAAACGUUUAUUGUUCACAUGUAUAAAAGAUUUACAAAAGCAUGAAUUCAUCUAUAUUGAUCAAUCUGCUUGUCCAAAUGGGUCUGACGGUGUUAUAAACAUGUCUAUUGAUUCUCAGUCAUUCGAGGUUUCGUCGGAUAAUGCUCGUCUUCAACCAACGGCUCUUGGGAGAGCAGUACUGUCUUCUUCUUUAGGUCCAGUGCAUGGAUUAGUUGUUUAUGAAGAAUUGGAUCGUGCACGUCGAUCAAUUGCACUUGAUACUGAAUUACAUCUUGUUUAUUUAUUAACUCCUGUUUACUUAGACGUCGGUGCUGAUUUAGAUUGGUUAUGCUAUUUGGAACAGUAUCAAAGUUUAUCUUCUGCGGAGCGUCGAGUUGCUGAUCUGAUUGGUAUUGAAGAGCGUUUUAUUACUAGGUGUGCUGCUGGGGCACCUCCAUCUGCUUAUGGUUGUUACGGUAAUACUAAUAUUGGUAAUCGUCGUCUAAGUUUACAUCGACGCUUCUUUACCUCACUAGUACUGUAUCGCUUAGUCAAUGAAGACGGGUUACAAACUGUUGCAAAGAAAUUCGGUGUUAAUCGUGGUCUUUUACAGAGUUUGCAACAACAAGCUGCUACUUAUGCCGGUAUGGUUACUAUCUUUUGUAAUCGUCUUGGCUGGAAUCAUAUGGAACGGGUAAUCGCUAAUUUCCAAUCACGUCUAUGUUACGGUGUUUCGGAUGAACUUGUCGAUUUAAUUCGUCUAUUACCUUUGGUUAACGCUGAACGGGCCCGUGCUCUAUAUGCAGCGGGUUACAGUUCUGUUUGUUCAUUGGCUACUGCGCGGCCUCAAGAGAUUUCAAAAAUUUUACAGCGUGCAAUUCCUUUCGAACGCAAAAAUAAUCAUGAAGUAAAAGCAUCUAGUUGUUGCACAAUUCUACUUGAUGAUGGUCGUGUAAUUAAUGAACACGAAGCUGGCCCAUUAAUAGUUGAACAAGCUAAAUUAUUAUUGGAAAUAGAUUUAACUUCGGUUUAUGGCAAAGAUUUAAUUAUUUUAUCAAAGAACCAUGAAGUAGAUAAAUCCAUAAAACCUGGAAAACGUAUUCAUGAAGAUGUCGAUUCCUCAUCGUUUCAUCAGUCACAAAAUAAUUUAGUCAAUUUAGAAAAUGAAAAUGAUGAUAAUGUUGGCGAUAUUAUUCAUAAAAAUGAUAUAGUUGACAAUAAAAAUAAACAAUUGAUGAUUGUUAAUUCCAGUUAUAAUUCAUUGCAUGACUUAAAUGUGACCAAAAACUGUAAGUAUGAUAUGGACGAAGAUAAAAAGUAUCAUCAUCAUACUGUACAAGAAGACGAAGCAGAAGACGUUGAGGUAAAACGAUUAAAAUUGUCAUUAGAUAGUAAUGCAAUAUUGCAUACAACAGCAAUAACAGCUUCUCCUAUUAACAACGAUGACCACAGGGAUAUUUGUAAUGGUGAUCAUGAUAUUUGUUCGAUAGACAAGCAAUAUAAUUCACGUGACGACAAUAAGAUUGACAAUGUGAAUAAUAAUAUCAAUACUACAUCCAAUGCACAAAUUCCGGUCCUAAAAUCUGAUAAUUCAACAAUUACCUAUGCUAAAACCCUGAUGGAUUUCGAAAAUUUUACACAAACUAGUCAAUCGUUUAUAUUAACUAGUCAACUGGCUGCUAUUAUAGAUGAUAAUCAAGUUGUAUUGACUGGUAAACCAGCUUCAUCAUCGUCAUCCGUAUCCAAUGUAAAUUCAGAACUAUUACGUACACCUGUUUCAUGUGAAUCUGCAAGCAUACCAUUUUUAACCACAACAAUAUCGACACCAUCGUCUCUAUCAAUUAAUAAUAAAACUUGCGAAUUAAACGAUACACUUACAUUUUCAAUGUUUGAAAGUUCAUUUACAGUAUUCAAUAAUAAAUCAUUUACUUCCAGUAUUAAUGAUAAUAAUAAUAAUCACUCUUUAUGUGAAACAAUGGCAAUUGAACCAUUUAAGGAACGAUAUGAUGAUUCUCAAGUUCUAAACAAUUUAAUAAUGUCUCACACUAAUUUCGAUACUGAUAUUGGUGAAGAACGAAAAUCCAUAUCUAACCUACAACAACCUCAGUCUAAUUUAUCCAACUCAUCUAUCAAUACAAAUGAAUCACUUUUGAAUAUGGAAAGAAAAAGUAUUGGAGAUUUGUUCAAUACUUCUUUUACAUUCAGUUUACCAACUAAUGAAGUUCAAUUAAUACAAGAAUCGUCAACUUCUCACUCUAUUCAGUCAAAUAAAACUGUUGAUUGUAAAACAGAUACAAAUCUACUUUGGAAUGAUGAUAAUUCCAUUAUGGAUUCACUGAAAAUGGCCGCUGAUGAUGUUGACGAAGAUGAUGACAACGAUAAUGAGAAUUUAUUCUCCAUUAUUGAUGUAACACAAACUUACACAUUAUGGAAAAUAUUUCUUGCUGAAUUAAAUCAUCAUAUUGAAGAAUCAAAAAGUUUCAUUCCAUCUCAAUUAAAUUAUAUGGCAAUUCAACCUGGCUGGCUCUUAAACAUGAACUCACAUAAUCAUAAUGAUAGUGAUGUUAAAUUGUUUAAUGAACACUUAUCUUGGAAAUCUGGACCUGCUGGGCAUCCAACUGUUGGUGGUGGAAAGAAUCUCUGCAUAGAUUAUAAUUUGUACUUUAGUGGACUAGCGAUUUCUUCAAAUAAUUUAAAGAAAAACACUGUAUUUUGGAUUGAUUUUCUUGCCGGAAAUAAUUCAAAUAGAGUUCCAUUACAGGAAUGUUUAUUUGAUGUACACAAUUUAUUGAUUCGUAUGAAUCAAUUAAAUUUUGGUCUGAUCGUAUGGGAUGUUAAAUGGUGGUAUCGAAUUGCCUAUGAUCUACUGAAAUUGCCAAAUCGAAUAAAAUUCCAAAUUUAUAGUCCAAAUCUUACAAAUUGGUUAACUAAUCCUGAUCAAGGUCAAAGCUCGCUAUUAAUUGAGGCGCAAAAAUUGAAUCCACAUGUUGUUAACAGCAUGCUGGCUAAAGUUACAUCAUCCGUUGAAUACUUAGAGCCUCCAAACCAAUUUUCAGAUUGGUCGAAAAUUCCCAGCUUAGAAUCUUCUAACAAAUGUCCUUCACCAGCAAAUUAUCUGAAUGAACAACACUUAUCAUCCAAUCUACCAGAUCAUGCGUAUAUAACAUCAACUCAAUGUUUCUUACUAUCUUUAUGGACAACUAAUUCUAACAACUGUUUCUCAGUGGCCCAAAAUUCACUACCUGAUUUGAUUGACUUACCUUGUCAGUCUUUACUAGCUCGCAUGGAGUCAAACGGUUUCAUGCUUAACCUGGAUGAAUUAAAUAAAUGUCAACAUUUAUUGUUAAAUGCAUGUAAACUGCUGGAAAAUGUCGCCUAUCGAUUAGCUGGUCAGUCAUUUCCUAUGGAUUCACCUAAAGAAAUAUCCAAGGUUCUCUUCAAAUGGCUUCGUUUACCUCAAAUAACAGAUCCCAAUGAUUUAAUACUGAAUAAAAAACGAAAUCAAACCUAUUUACUGACUGGGCGUAAUCGUUCAAAUCAUUUGCCCAAAGCUACUAAUGCUAAUCUAUCAAAACUUACAAAUCUUCAUCCAUUACCAGCUGUUAUUAUGGAAUGGCGUCAUGUCAAUGGCAUUUUAGAAAAAGUAUUGAAUUCAUUAGUGUCUACAUGUCGUCUUACGUGUACAUCUAGUGGAGAGAAUAAGUUAUUACGUAUAUCACCUACGUACGAUAUUUAUACAGCUACUGGUCGAAUUAUAUCGAUUAUGCCUAAUUUACAAUCUGUUCCGAAAGAUAUAAUUAUUGACUGGUCUAAAUUACAUUAUAAAUCGUCAACUUUAAACAAGAACAACAACAACAACAACGAUAAUCCUAAUAAUAAUUCAGAAAAAUGGACUUCACCAUUCGAUCAAAUAUUAAAUGAACUGCCUAAAUCAAUCGAAACUAUAAGACCACGCUGUGCAUUUCAUGCACCUGUUGGUGGUUUACUUGUUGCCGCUGAUUUUUGUCAGCUUGAAUUAAGACUCUUAGCGUAUUUCAGUAAAGAUGUAGAACUUCUAAAACUUUUAUCAGUAGUGGAACAUCCAAAUGAAACUGUUGAUCAAUCGAUUGCACCUAACUCAGAAUCAGACGCUUUUAAAAAGUUAGCUGCUCGUUGGUUAAAUAUACCACAUCCAAAUCUAGUAACCGAUGUUCAACGGCAACAAGCAAAACAAUUAUGCUAUGCUAUUCUAUACGGAAUGGGUUGUCAAACAUUGGCUAGUCAAAUGAAUAUAACUGAGCAAAAUGCUCAAAAAUUAAUUGAUAGCUUUUUAAACGCUUAUCCAGGUGUUCAAAAGUUUAUUUCAACUACAGUUUCAAAUGCUCAUCGUGAGGGUCAAAUUAAAACACUUAAUGGUCAUGUCCGUCUUCUACCUGCUUUAAACUCGAAAACGGUAUUUGACAACGAUACGGCUUUUGAAUCCAACUAUAAUUGGUCGAGAAAACAUGAGAUACGGCAUCAUUUUGCUGUUGUUAAAGCUGAACGUCAAGCUGUUAAUAGUAUUAUUCAAGGGAGUGCAUCAGAAAUAGCCAAGAUUGCUAUGUUAGCAGUUGACGAAGCAAUUCAUUCCUCUAAUAUUCCUGGUUAUGCUCAUCCUGUCCUACAUGAACAUGAUGAACUAAUCUAUGAAAUUUUUCCUGAAUCAUCUGUUAAACAAUUCGGCGUACUAAUUCGUCAAACUAUGUCCCAAACAAAUAAACAUUGUAAUAUUAAUGUUCCACUCCCUGUAAAAUUGAAAAUUGGUACUAAUUGGUCUGAUUUAAAACAGGUUAAUUGGUAA
Molecule: messenger RNA, 6693 nt
Organism: Schistosoma turkestanicum
Lineage: Eukaryota; Metazoa; Platyhelminthes; Trematoda; Strigeidida; Schistosomatidae
Source: the annotation of a GenBank genome assembly